This is a messenger RNA of Brachypodium distachyon (stiff brome), 3719 nucleotides long. RefSeq names its product zinc-finger homeodomain protein 7. Gene Ontology annotation, molecular function: transcription cis-regulatory region binding; DNA-binding transcription factor activity. The transcript is spliced from 3 exons. The record is from RefSeq and is a predicted model, not a curated record. Gene Ontology annotation, cellular component: nucleus. Gene Ontology annotation, biological process: regulation of developmental process; regulation of DNA-templated transcription. Bases 2695 to 3387 code for a protein of 230 amino acids. Lineage: Eukaryota; Viridiplantae; Streptophyta; Magnoliopsida; Poales; Poaceae.
CCUGACCAAAACCCUAGAAAGCCCACCUUCCUCCGCCUACCGUCUCCGUCGACGGCCGCGCCGGCGGCCUGAGGUACCAGAUCCAGCCACCGACGCGUUAUCCUGCCCCUUUCCCUUCGCUCCAAGCAGUAUGGUUCUCCGGUGGAUACACCCAUACAGAUAUCAUCAAAGUAGAAAUGGUGUUAGGUUUUCUCCCGCUCUAUGUCGAUUCGUGCGUACAAUUGGUUCCUUUACUGAUUAGAUAAUCAGUAAAUCAGGGUAUAUAAGACUAGAUCCUUGUUUUGAGAUGUUUCUUUUUCUGCUAGCCAUCUGUUGCAUAUUUGGAUUCAGUUUAAAUAAAUAUAGUGCCUGAAGUUUCAUCAUUGCUGGGUCAAAUUGAAAUGUCUGAAACGCUGAGUGUUAUUCGAUACUGCUCCCUCCGUUCCUAAAUGUAAGAAGUCUUUGCUUUGUAUUAAGUCAAACUUCUUAAACUUUGACAAAGUUUAUAGAAAAAUCUACAGAAAUUUACGGCUCUAAAUUAGUUUUAUUAAAUCCAUCAUGAUAUAUAUUCCACAUUAUACUCAUAUAGAACAUGUAUUGAUUUAUUUUUUUAUAAACUUGCUAGAAAUUAGAUUUAGGACAAAGCUAGGACUCCUUACAUUUAGGAACGGAGGGUGUACCGUAUUAUAGAGCGGAUAGGAAUUGCACCUCUAGGAAGGUGUUAGAUGGCAUGCUAUAAUCUUUAAUAUGGUGAUUUACAUCUUUUUGAAUGAAGCAAUCAAUCAAUUGUUUACAAGCUUUCAUGUGUUCAGACAUUCCAGACUUGCUUUACAGCAACAAGUAUUGUCCAUGAAUUUAUCACCAGCUAGUUGUAGCAGAAUUCAUCUAUUUUGGCUUUUGGGGUUCACAUCUAAUCAAUUGCAAGUAUUACAGAUACUCUGCAUCAUAGUGAAUGGUUAUAGACGACAGCUCCUUCUUCAUGUUGGAAAGGGAAGAUUGUCCAUUGCAGUUUCUUUCUUUGAGGGAUAGGAUCAAAUGGGAGCCUCUAUUCAAAUUGUGAGGCGCAUGGUAAUACUGUAUCUGUCCAUCAGUACAGCCAAUCAGCGCUAUCAUGGAUAUUAUGAUCCUUUGUGUAUGUGAGGUAAAUGCUGAAGCACUUUUGUUGGUCGAUGGCAAGGAUUCAUGAAUCAUGAUGCCAGAAUUGUCUUAUGUUUUGAUUAUUAACCUUUGUUUUCAUGAAUCUAACACGCCCGGUAUAGUAGGACGGAGGGAGUAUUUCUGUUGAAUAAGUCAGUGUCCACAUUGUUGCGUUUAUCAGAUGGCAAGUGCUUUAGCUGGAACUUAUUUUUAUUGCAUGGAUAGAUUAAACCAGCUAGCUAUGGAAUCUCUAGGUUUUUUGUUUGCACGUCUUAUCAAGGUAAAUGCAAUAAGCUAACCCGUCGAGAUCAUUGAACAACAUAUCUUUUCAGUGCAUGUAAUUGUUUUCUUUAUCACAAACUUAUUUGGUACUCCAUCUGUCAACUCUUAGUGGACGUGCACGCAUUUUGAGGUUUAACUUUGACCAUUAAUUAGACAAAUAAAGUGCCAUUUGAAACUUUUUUUGAAUUCAAACUCAAUGGUAUAGCUUUUGUGGCACAAAACUACAUAUUAUUGGUCCCCGUCCCCCCGUCAGGGGGCAUCAUUGUCACACAAGACUAUAUACUUCACCAUUGGCACACUCCAUCCCUUCGUCACUUGGUCAAAGGUUGAUUUGAAAGAAAAGAAAGCCUAGGGUAGUUGAACAGUAAUCUAUGAAGGCACUGCUGCAGCUGAUUGAUAAUUGGAUGUUGCUUUCUGCAUUUCAUUUAAUAUUUCCAGCUAGUAGCUAGCUGAUUGCAUGCUAUCCAUAUUACUUACACUCAUUUUUCUGUCUAGUUUCUGCCACAAAGUUAUCAGUCCUUGGCUGAUCUGGGAGACCUAUCCUCAAAGCACAUACGAAUAUAUAUGUACAUAUAUUCUUCUUAAGGUGUUAUAUGCCAGAGACAUGACUUGUGCACCUAAUAUUUGAAUUAGUCAAAGCAUAUCUAUGGAAGAAAAAUUACACCCUGACAAAACUAUAGGAUCAAGCAAUGUCAUCAUGGAUUUGUGCUAGCUUAGGGUAUCAAGGAAAAUGAUAGGUUGAACACCGAUGUUCUCCAACGGUUGGGUGGUUAAGAAGCAAAGCCAAAACCUUUCGUUUUCUAAUCUUAUCCAUGAUGUGCUUGCUUUCAAACUAAAAAAAAUAUCCAGUAUCAUGGUAUUUCCAACAUGAGGUUGCAUUGUUGUCUGAGUUCUCGAAGGGUGAAGCUUGUCUACUGAACUAGAAUGAACAUGUUUAUUGUUGUUGCAUAUGAUCUCUUGUUCACUCCUUUGCACUUGUUGCUUCUAUAGCAAGGUGAUGUGAUUGCUUUAUGAAGAACCAAAAUACAAAAAAGGCAGGCGGCUUGGGUCAUCGCUUGCAUGAUUAUUUUUUAUUAUUUAGUUGUCUCCAGGAUUUCAGCUCAGAGUGUCCCUGUGGGUUCACUAAUUCCAAAGAUUCCUGACUAUGUGCACUAUUGGGACUUUGACAUCUUGUGUUCUCCAAGAUUACUGUUUUUUAUUUUGGUGUUUUGCUGAUAUGCUCUCUUGUGGAUGGCGAGUACAGAAUUAGCAGGCUCCACAUGUCCCUGCUGUUUUUGGCAGUGCUGAGUCUACUAGAUGAGUCUUUGGUAUCUUUUUGUUUGUCAAGUUGAGAUUCCUGCAUAUGUUCUGCAUUAUAGGAGUACAUAUUUGCAUGCUUCCCUUUAUGUCCUUGCAAUAUUGUCGGGUAUAAUUAUAAUUGUAGGUUUAUUCUUUAUAUGCAAGAUGUUGGAAAUCCUUGCUUUAGAAAUAGACAUGGCACCUACGAAAACUGAAUACGGAAUGACCUUGGACCCCACUCAAGCACGGGCCAUCUGCAGCCUACAGCCUAGCUCUUUGUCCAUCGGAAACAAUGCAUCAUUAGGUAAAGGAAGGGAGGAAGGUGGCUAUAAAUAUGCAAUGCGAUGGAGAGGGUUGGUCUGUGCUGAAAGCAAGCUAGCUGGGAGCAAAGAGGCAGAAAAGAGAAAGAGAGGUCACCCCAUGAUGAAGAGGCUUGUGGUCCUGAGGAGGUGCCAGCCAAUCCUGCAGUUCAGAUGCUGCAGCGUGCGGUACAGCGAGUGCCGCCGCAACCAUGCUGCCAGCAUGGGGGGCUAUGCCGUGGACGGGUGCCGGCAGUUCAUCGCUGACGGAGAGGAGGGUAGUGCCGCGCUCAAGUGUGUGGCCUGCGGCUGUCACCGCAGCUUCCACCGCAGGGUGCAGGUCUACGAGGUGGCAUGGGACUACGAAUCCGACAAGUCGUCUUCGUCCUCCUCCAGCAGCGGCGGCGACUAGGCCGCCGGAGUUCCAUAGACAGGCCCCUGCAACAGCAGCAUUCAGCAAUUGAUUCAUCGUCCCUUCUCGUCCGUCUCAGGCAUCGUCAAACUACUUCUAGGUGGGGGUGCAUCAUUUCUAGCCUAGGAUCCCUAUGAUUGUUAGCUUCUGUAUUGCCGAAACGCUUAUAAUAACUCGGGUGAUCAUCUCUACUCUACUCUUUAGUGUCUUGUUUGUCUUCUUCGCGAUCCUAAUUGUAAUCGAAUGCAUGCCAGCUCAAGUUAUCUAAGUACCUAUUGCUUCUGUAUCUGAAUCUCUCAGUGGCUGCCAUCUCAACUUCAAUUCACUGGCUA